UCAGCGACGCCAUCGAACACUGCCGCCGGCGACAUCAUCCCAGUUGACACACAUAAGUCGACACACAGUACUCUCUCUCCCUCUUUGAUUGGGGCUGUGAUUAGGAGAAGACAGUGGAAGGCGGUGAAGCCGGUCUUCUCUUCUUCUCCAGUCCAGACGACGCACAGGCACAGGCACAACCAGCAACUCCUCAACUUAGCUCUCGAACUCUCCAGUCCAGACGCACAAGCAUUUGAUUUGGGUCUGUCUUUCUUGUUGUUGCCGAAAGAAAUAGAUUCAGCUUUUGAUGUUCUCAAGGAAAUUUUAAAACCUGUAGUUGAUGGAGAGAAAGAGAUUCCUUGGCCUCCUAGAGAUCCUGAGGCAGUCAUUCUCACGAAGAAAGAUGAUGCUUCUUUGCCAACACCAAAGAGCAAGGAUCAUUCUGUUGAAGGAAUGAAGCUUGUGUGCCAUGAUCUAGCAGAGGCAACCAGUGAUCCCAAAGGUAGUGCUAUGGAUGAUAUUGUCAAAGAUGCAGAUCAUCUUGUUUCUUGCUUGGCAGAUAAGGCUAGAACAGAUCCACUUGCCAAGACUUUUGACUCUAGUCUGACGGGUGCCUCUUCAUGA
This is a messenger RNA of Ilex paraguariensis (yerba mate), 603 nucleotides long. The record is from the annotation of a GenBank genome assembly. NCBI's taxonomy places the organism in Eukaryota, Viridiplantae, Streptophyta, Magnoliopsida, Aquifoliales, Aquifoliaceae.